This is a messenger RNA of Polyodon spathula (Mississippi paddlefish), 1179 nucleotides long. Its product is annotated as protein FAM187B-like. Bases 1 to 1179 code for a protein of 392 amino acids. The record is from RefSeq and is a predicted model, not a curated record. The transcript is spliced from 2 exons. NCBI's taxonomy places the organism in Eukaryota, Metazoa, Chordata, Actinopteri, Acipenseriformes, Polyodontidae.
AUGAGCUGGGCCUUCCUUUUCAUCAGUCUGCUGGCGAGUGUUCUACGGGUUGAGAACUAUCAGAUAGCCUUGGCUUCCCAUAACCCAGCCACCUUGUUUUGUCCAAAUGGUUCUCAACACAACGAAUUAACUUGGCAGUAUCAAAGCCUGGAUGGGAACAAACCCAAGACCAUGUGGUCCAACAAGGGCCUGGUGAUAAAUGUCAAGGAUCCCCGUUUGUUGAAUCUCCAGUCAAGGGCCGUCAUGCGUUUUGGAGACUUGAAGUUACAAAACCCCAAGAUCAAGGAUUCAGGUGGCUACAUCUGCAAAGGUGAGCAGGAGACUCUAGUUCACUACAAAGUGGAGAUUCAAGAGGUCUAUGAACUCCACAUUUCCCACGCCGGCUUAGGGCAGAAGGUACGAUCGAACUUGACCAAGGAUUUAGGAGACGGCAGGCAGAUGGAAGUCUUUACGCACUGGAACAGCUGGCAGGCUUGCGAUCGAUGUGGCUCCGAGGGAGAGAGGAAGAGGGUUGGGUUCUGUUACGGAAGGGUAACCCAGCACAGCGUUCCGGUUUGGGAUGCUCUUCCGUGCGGUCUGAUGAGGAUCAGGCUUGAAGCGCUGGGGAAGGAGUUCACAGGUUUUGGCCCAGAGCUCAGGAUCGAGUUCUGCAAUGUAACCUGUUCAGACGCGGAAAGUGGAGCAUUCCUCCAAGAAAUGGGUUUGAAUUUUGUGGAGAAACACCAAGUUCAAACCAACCAUGAUGCAAGUUUGACAUGCCCCGGUGCCUCCCUUUACAGCCCACUGUACUGGAUGAAAGACUCUCACCCGGUCACCCAUCUUGAACUGCUGAAGCAGGACGACAGGCACUCAUUGGACAGAGCGACAGCUGGCGGGACCUACCGCAUCAGCCAAGUGAUGGUGAAUGAUUCCGGAAAAUACCUUUGCUAUGUCAGCAGAACCUUGACCAAAGGUUACCAACUGGAGGUGCAGGUACACAAACAGGAAGCAGAAUACAGAGAUGUGUUUAACAUGGACGUGUUUAUUGUGUUGACAGUAACGGCUUUCCUUUUUCUGCUUGUUGGGUUAGUGAAGUAUUACUACCGGGAUGUAAGCGAAGGGUGUGCAAAGCAUACAGAGAUGACAGCGGAUGAAAAGACGACAUACGAAAUGAAAGAGGCAGAAUGUCUAAUGGAAUAA